Molecule: messenger RNA, 1410 nt
Organism: Salmo salar (Atlantic salmon)
Lineage: Eukaryota; Metazoa; Chordata; Actinopteri; Salmoniformes; Salmonidae
Source: RefSeq, a predicted model, not a curated record
GCUGUGCAGAGAACAGACACAAACCUACAACUGAGAUAACAGCAGACUUUACAACAGUAGAAGUUACAGCAGUAGAAGUUACAACAGUAGAAGUUACAACAGUAGAAGUUACUGCAUUUGAACACACGUGUGUAAAGAUGUCAGAGGAAAUCUAUGAAAACAGCGAUGGAUUUAGAGGCAAAAAAAUAAAUGAAAUAGAGACCAUGGAUUUUAAUGAUCAAAUAUACAACAACGAAAGACCCAUCAUGCCCUGCAAGAAGGAUGGAGUUGGUGAUCAACAUUCAGUGUUUUGUCAGUGGUGGAAGAGAUACUCUGGAGCUGUUGCAGUGUGUCUGGGGCUGCUGUGUGUUCUUCUACUGGCUGGGAUCAUAGGCCUGUUACUCUACCAGAGAAACCAAUUGACCAGUUACAACACCCUGACCAAAGAUGGAGACCAGUUACAGACCAGCGGCAACAACUUGAGAGACCAACUACAGACUAGCAACAACACCCUGACCAAAGAGAGAGACCAGCGACAGACUAGCAACAGCACCCUGACCAAAGAGAGAGACCAGCUACAGACCAGUUACAACACCCUGAUCAAAGAGAGAGACCAGCUACAGACCAGUUACAACACCCUGACCAAAGAGAGAGACCAGCUACAGACCAGAUACAACACCCUGACCAAAGAGAGAGACCAGCUACAGAAAGAGAUAGAACGUCUGAAACAAUCUUUAGUUGAGAAAGUGUGUCCGCAAGAAUGGAAGAAGCUUGAUAGCAGUUGUUACUACGUCUCUACUGAGUACAAAUCCUGGGAGGAGAGCAGACAGGACUGCAGAAAAAGAGGAGCAGACCUGGUGGUCAUCAACAGCGAAGAGAAACAGACAUUGGUCAAUUGGUUAUGUGGAGUAUAUGACUAUGUCUGGAUUGGUCUGACUGACUCUGUUACUGAGGGGACCUGGAAAUGGGUGGACGACACACCACUGACCACAAAGUAUUGGGACAGUGGAGAGCCUAAUGGUGGCGUGGCUGACAACUGUGUGUAUUUCUACUCCUGGACAUCAGACAAAGGAGAAUGGUGGGACUAUUACUGUUCCUAUAAAUACAGAUGGAUCUGUGAGAAAUAGGAUUCAUCCUCGGUACUCUGAACUGCUAAAUAGGAUUAUGCUAAGUACUAUCAAUCGUAAACUUUUUUGUGCUUAUUCAAUUUACCUUGUCAAGUACAUACAAUAUAUAACAAUACAAAUGUAUAAUACAUUAUAAUAAAAAUAACAAAACAUAUGCAAUAACAAUACAAUGAACUGAUAACAGAAGGACUGUUCUCUUUAUUGUCGUAGUAAUUCACCACUAAGGACUCAAAGUAAAAGGAAAUGAAUCCUGAGUUGACUGUUCAGCUACUGUAGGUUAUUCUCCAUAUGGCUGAGUUGACUG